This is a messenger RNA of Lathyrus sativus (Indian pea), 1764 nucleotides long. NCBI's taxonomy places the organism in Eukaryota, Viridiplantae, Streptophyta, Magnoliopsida, Fabales, Fabaceae. The record is from the annotation of a GenBank genome assembly.
AUGGAGUACACAAACCUUGAUGCCACAAAUGAGAAACUCAUACAAAAUGGUAUCUCUUCAUCAUCUUCUUCAUCUCAACACAGAAAAGGAGGUUUUAGAACCAUGCCCUUUAUCAUAGUGAAUGAGUGCUUUGAGAAAGUAGCAAGUUAUGGAAUCAUGCCUAACAUGAUAUUGUACUUGAGAGAUGAUUAUAACAUGCCUAUUCCUAAAGCUACUACUGUUCUUUAUACUUGGUCUGCUAUGUCUAAUAUUUUGUCAAUUUUUGGUGCUUUUCUCUCUGAUUCUUACCUGGGUCGCUUCAAUGUCAUCUUUAUUGGUUCCCUCUCAAGCCUUCUUGGUUUGACCAUUUUGUGGUUAACUGCGAUGAUCCCGGCGCUGAAACCUUCCGAUGUAUCGUCAUCGCUCGUCCAAGUCUUUGAUUCUGCUACGUCAUCUCAGCUAGCGGUUUUGUUCGUUUCCUUAGGAUUGAUUUCGAUUGGAGCUGGUUGUGUUCGACCUUGUUCUAUAGCCUUUGGAGCAGAUCAGUUAGCGGUUAAGGAAAAUUCGGAUGAUGGUAGGAUCUUGGAUAGUUACUUUAAUUGGUAUUAUACAUCGAUUGCAGUUUCAACCAUUAUCGCGUUAAGUGUGAUUGCUUACAUUCAAGAAAACUUAGGAUGGAAAGUCGGGUUUGGAGUACCUGCGGUGCUAAUGUCGAUAUCGGCUUUCAGUUUCGUUGCUGGUUCGCCGUAUUACAUCAAAGUGAGGCCAAAUGAGAGCUUACUCACUAAUUUUACAAGAGUAGUUGUUGUGGCCAUAAAGAACAGAAAGCUUAGUCUUUCUGAUCACGGCUUUGAUCGGUACUGUCAAGGCUGUGAUUCGGGUCUGUUGGUUCCUACCGAUAGCCUGAGGUUUUUGAACAAAGCUUGUGUAAUAAGAAAUCCUGAGAGGGACUUAAACCCUGAUGGAUCAAUUUCGAAUCCGUGGAAUCUAUGCACAAUAGGACAGGUGGAGUCACUGAAAUCAUUGCUUAGAGUCAUUCCUAUGUGGUCGACGGGAAUCUUUAUGAUGGCGACUCAGAGUUCAUUUUCCACUCUUCAAGCCAAAACAAUGAACCGAAGGUUAUUUGGCAAUUUCAAUUUUCCUGCAGGAUCGUUAAAUCUUAUCAUGAUAUUCACCUUAUCGAUAGUCAUUCCUUCAUACGACCGAAUAGCUGUACCUCUACUAGCCAAAUACACAGGCCGGCCUAGAGGAUUCAGUUGUAAAGUCCGCAUUGGGAUGGGAAUUUUGUUUGUAUGUGCAGCUAAAGCAAUAGCAGCUAUUGUCGAAACCGUGAGACGGAAUGCAGCCAUUGAACAAGGGUUUGAAGACCAACCAAACGCGGUAAUCAACAUGUCAGCUUUAUGGCUUGUUCCGGAAUUCGUUUUGCUUGGGUUGGCUGAGUCUUUCACGCCAGUUGGACUUGUUGAGUUUUUCUACACUUAUUUUCCCAAGAGUAUGUCAAGUUUCGCAAUGGCUAUUUUUACACUGGAACUAGCUGCCGCUGAUGUAGUUUCGAGUGCGCUUGUGAGCAUCGUGGACAAGGUCACUAGCAUCGGAGGAAACGAGAGCUGGUUAUCGACUAACAUCAACAAGGGCCAUCUGAAUUACUAUUACGCGCUAAUCGCUUUCUUAGGUGUGAUUAACUACCUCUAUUACCUUGUUAUUUGUUGGGCUUAUGGACCCGAACACGGAGAAAAACUUGAAGCUUCAGAAGGCGAGGAGGAUGAUAAAUUUGAUUUCAGGUAG